Jaminaea rosea is the source of this 1721-nucleotide messenger RNA. RefSeq lists its product as hypothetical. NCBI's taxonomy places the organism in Eukaryota, Fungi, Basidiomycota, Exobasidiomycetes, Microstromatales. The transcript is spliced from 3 exons. Bases 107 to 1396 code for a protein of 429 amino acids. The record is from RefSeq and is a predicted model, not a curated record.
CUCUAUUCUAGCUUUUCCGUCGCGUUUGUCCCCCACUGCCCCCUUCCUCGCCCCACAAACACAACAAAGAUUCCUGACCAGAUAUCAAAUCCGACCUUUCAACACCAUGCGUGCUGCUGCCCCCUUCACCACUAUGCUAGCCUUCCUCGCGGUUGGCUCCUACCUACCUCUAUUCGUCGCAUGCAAUGACUUGCAGAAGCCCGACAUUGUCCAACAUCGCAACACCGACACUCACGGCGCUCAUUCUCGAGCGGUCAAGGUCGAGAUCGGCCGUUGCCAUAGUAAGCCUGGCUGCACCAAUUACGCCAAGGGCGUCGCAGGCAUCACCUCAGGCAACAAUGACGUAGGCUCCUGCGUCAGCUACUCGACUGAUUACGGAGGUAUCAAAGUGUGCGCUCAGAAGGGAUGCUCUCAAGGGUGCAAAACCGUCAAUUUCAAGGCUGAAGACUGCCUCAGCUUGCCGGGCACCGACACGGUGCAAUGCGUUGUGCUUGGCAGCGGCUCGAUCAAUGUCGAUGAGAAGAUCGACCUGAUCGGUCGCCAGUCCCCUCAAGUCGGUGUCCACCAUGAUCAAGCUAAGAAACGUACCUUCGCGUCAGGCGCAACGCUCGACACCACCAUCGACGCCCGUGUUUCUCGUUUUGCGCACGCCGUCAUGACACCCAAGGUACGCACAGCUCAGCUCGGCCGUGAGCAGGCCGAGGUCCGCGCUUCACAAGUCAAGAUGGGAUCCUGCUGGCAGGAUUACCGUUGCGACGGCAACGGCACCGCUAGCAACGGCACGGACCUUUCGGGCGCGGCAAGCGGCAACAAUGAUAUUGGCUACUGCGUCGGCUUCAAAGCUGGUUUCGCGGGCAAACGACUGUGCACAAACUCAGGAUGUACCGGUACUUGCGUCGAUCGCAAGUUCAACGCGGGAGAUUGUGUACAUUUCUCAUCGGGCGCGGGUAUCGGUUGCGUCGUCCUGGGAAGCUCGAGCUCUCGACGAUCUCAAGACGACCUCGAAGGGAAGGUCGAAACGGGGCGCAGUGUCCAGACUCCCGAACCGCAGCAGAGGGCUGCCGGCGAGGGAAGUAAACGAGCCUUUCCCGUAGCCGCACGCACAAUUGAAGGUCUUGGACCCCCAGACAACAACGGCGGCGAUGCUGCACCUCAUCAAAACCACUCUCUAGUUCAGGAUGUUACGUUAGGAGAAUGUCACGAGUCGUACCACUGCAACGGUAACCACUCGUCCGUCACGGGUCCGCCCAACGGGGGCAAGAAUGUAGGACCUUGCAAGAGCUUCGCACCAGCCAUUGUAGGUCAGGAGUGGUGUGAUACCGCAGGUUGUACUGGAAAGUGCACAUUUGGCAAUUUCAGUCGUGGUAAUUGCCUUGGCUUCGGUGAGGAGACGUGAGCUGGUGUACAUCCUCAUGAAGGACGCGCUAACCGCCUUCCGUCGCGUCGCGCCUUCGCCUGCAGACAACCUAGCCAGUGUCGCUUGCGUCGUCUUCGGUCGCCCCGGCUCUCCACUCAUCCGUCGCACUAUCGACCUCAGUGGAGCUCUCGAGGCCAGAGACAGCGAUCAGACCGCUACCACCGAGCUAAAGGAGGGUAGAGCUAUCCGUGACGCCGACGCUGGGCCCGUCACGAGCGGCGCGGCUCUUUCCGAACAGCGGAGCCUCAGCCACGACACUGCCGAGUCCACCCAAGACUCCCUCAAGCUCGAGUAGGUCUGCCUG